AUGGAAUCUAUGAUCAAGACUUGGUUGGUGAUGCCUAUUCUUUUCUUGUAUGCAAGCUGUUUGCAUUAUUGUGUCAAUGGGAAAUCCCAAGUUCCCUGUGUUUUUAUCUUUGGAGACUCUUUAUCUGAUUGUGGUAACAACAAUAAUCUUCCCACCUCUCCGAAAUCUAAUUACAAACCUUAUGGAAUCGACUUUCCGACCGGCCCAACCGGAAGAUUUACCAACGGUCGAACUGCAAUCGACAUAAUAACUCAACUUUUGGGUUUUGAGAAAUUUAUUCCACCAUUUGCAAACACUAGUGGCUCAGACAUACUUAAAGGUGUGAACUAUGCAUCUGGUGGAGCUGGAAUUCGAAACGAAACAAGCAAGGCUACGGGCUUUGUUAUCAGCUUGGGAUUACAGUUAACAAAUCAUGGAGUUACAGUUUCUCAAAUUGCUACCAGACUUGGAAGUCUUGACAAAGCUCGACAAUAUCUUAACAAAUGCUUGUAUUAUGUGAAUAUAGGAAGUAAUGAUUACAUAAACAAUUACUUUCUUCCUCAACUCUAUCCAACUAGUCAGAUUUAUAGUCCUCAGCAGUAUGCAGAAGCUCUGAUUCAAGAGUUAUCUUUGAAUUUACUGGCACUACAUGACAUUGGAGCAAGGAAAUAUGUGUUAGUUACGUUGGGCCGCUUGGGCUGCAUUCCAAAUGCCAUCUUAAAUCAUGGAACAGAUGGAUCUUGUGUUGAUGAGGAGAAUUCUCCUCCAUUCAUUUUCGAUGCCGAGCUUAAAUCUCUAGUGGAUCAUCUCAAUAAUAAGUUCUCCGCUGAUUCCAAAUUCAUCUUCAUAAACAGUACAUUAGAAUCAGAUGGACAGAAUCCAUGGAUUUCAGGUUUUGUUGUCCCAAAUGCUCCUUGUUGUCCAUUAAGGUUGAUUGGAGGGUGUAUUCCGGAUGAAAGACCAUGCUAUAAUAGGAGUGAGUAUGUGUUUUGGGAUGCAUUCCAUCCAUCUGAGGCUUGGAACCUACUCACUGCAAGAUGGUCUUAUAAUUCACAUGAUUCAGGCUUCACUUAUCCUAUGGAUAUCAAACACCUUGUUGAACAAGAAACUAAGAUGGAAUUGGGAUCCACAAAUGAGAACACAUCAAAGCUUAGUGCCUCUAGUUAA
This is a messenger RNA of Vicia faba (fava bean), 1146 nucleotides long. Lineage: Eukaryota; Viridiplantae; Streptophyta; Magnoliopsida; Fabales; Fabaceae. The record is from the annotation of a GenBank genome assembly.